AUGUCGCCGGAGAAUAAUGGCACAACAGUGUACAAAAGAACCUGCAUGAUUCUACCGCCCCAGACGAGUUCCAGGGGCGUGUGGGUAGGCCAUCAAGGCGAAUUCAUCCAUAGCCCCCUGCCAACUCUGGAGAUGCAAAUGUUCAUCAUUUAUCUUGGGACUCUCUUCUUCCACAGCCUUCUCACUCAUUUAAGAUUCCCUAGAUUUACUUCCAUGAUCAUCAUAGGCUUAAUCCUGGGAAAUGCCUUCGGCAAAACUGGUGAGAAGAUUUUGUUCCCCUUUGAUUCGCAAGAAACCUUGGGAUUAAUCUCAGUGUUUGGUUACAUCAUGUUCCUCUUCUAUAUUGGAGUCAAGACGGACAUAAGCGUGGUUCAUAAAACAGGAAGGAAGGCCAUGAAUGUCGGAGCUGUUGCCAUAUUGGCUCCGUUUGCCUGCGGCAUGCUGGCCCAAUAUUACGUGUCCUCAAAAUUCUUGGAACCCAAUCAGUAUGCAAAGCUCCCAUUCAUCAUUAUCAUAUGUUCUAUCGCGCCCUUCCCAGUCAUAUCCUCCGUGCUGAGUGAUCUGAAGAUCUUGAAUUCGGAGUUGGGACGAGUAGGGCUGUCGUCAGCAUUAGUGAGCGAGACGCUUGGUAUAUCAUUGUCCUUCGUGGUUAGCUUCUGCAACAACAUGAUGGUCGUAGGAAAACUGAGAGCCUUGGCAGAUAUGGGAGCUGCCGUGUUGUUCAUUCUUUUUCUCGUGUUCAUCCUUCGCCCCUCAAUGUUUUGGAUCAUAAGAAGGACACCGGACGGAUGUCCGGUUAAUGAUCAUUACGUUUAUUGCAUACUUAUAGUGGCUCUGUUAUCAUCCUACGCCUCCCAUCAUUUCAAUUUCUUGGCUCUCUUUUGGCCUUAUAUCCUGGGUUUGGCCAUCCCUGAAGGGCCUCCACUGGGGACUGCCAUUAUCAAGAAGCUCGACGCCUUUGUGACUGGUGUUUUGAUGCCGCUCUUCGUGACUACAUGCGCAGUGAGGGUGGAUCUCCAGCAAUUCAUGAACUGUAGGAGGCCGGAUGGAAAACUUGACACCUUCAUGCUACAAGUGUUCCUCCUCGUUGUUAUAACUCUCCUUGCCAAAUUGGUUUCCUGCUUCUUGUUUGCCUUGUACUGUAAAAUGCCCUGGAAAGACGCCAUGACUCUCUCACUCACUAUGAGCUGUAAGGGCAUUGUCGAAAUGGCCACAUGCUCCUUCAUCAGAGACAUCAUGGGCUUACCGGAUAACGUCUUCUCUUUCUUGAUGCUGUGCAUGGUCAUGAACGCAACGAUCAUGCCGAUCCUGAUAAGUUAUAUGUACGAUCCUUCAAAGAAAUACGCGGGUUACACGAAGAGGAAUAUCGAGGAUCUAAGAAGCAACUCAGAGUUUCGAGUGUUGACUUGCAUUCACAGAUCCGAAAAUAUUCCAGUAGCAAUCAACCUUCUGGAGGCAAUAUACCCGACCAAAGAAGAGCCGCUCGGCGUCUUUGUACUUCAGCUCAUAGAACUAAUAGGCAGAGCGACCCCUGUUUUCAUAUGCCACCAGUUGCAGAACAAGCCCAAAACCAGGAGCACCUUCAUCGACAACGUUAUCCAUGCUUUCGAGAGCUUUGAGCAAGAGUUCAACGGGGCAUUAGCUGUGAAUGUCUUCUCGGCGGUAUCGCCAGCGGAGAUGAUGAACGACGACAUUUGCAAUUUGGCACUAGAUAAGCUGACCUCCCUUAUAGUGCUCCCAUUUCACCAAAAAUGGUCCUCAGACGGCAACAGCAUCGAGCUAGAUGACAAAUCCAUAAGAGAUUUGAACCUUAGCGUGCUGGACAGAGCACCCUGCUCGGUGGGAAUCUUAAUAGAGAGAGCACAAAUGUCACACGUAUUCUCGCCGGAGACACCCUACUCGGUGUGCUUGAUAUUCAUAGGGGGGAGAGAUGACAGGGAAGCGUUUCAUAUGGCAAAGAGAAUGACGAAGAACCCAAACGUGAGGCUGACAGUGAUAAGAUUCAACGGCGAAGAAGAGAGAAAGGAUAUCAAAGACUGGAACAGGAUGCUGGAGGCAGAGAUACUGGAGGAGGUAAGGGUGAAGCAAAAGAUAGGGGGAGCAAGCGUGAAGUACAGAGAAGAGAGGGUGAAAGAUGGGCCAGAGACGGCACUAAUAGUGAGGUCGUUGGUGUAUGAGUAUGAUCUGAUAAUAGUUGGCAGGAGAGAUGGAAUAGAGAGUCCACAGACUUCAGGACUGUUGCAAUGGAGCGAGUAUCCUGAACUUGGGGUCCUUGGGGAUCUGCUUGCUUAUAUACCUGGUAGAGCUUCUAUCUUUAUCAUUCAGCAGCAAAGAAUGGCUUCCGACUUUCAACCCGAACCCUCAGAUGAUGAAUGCUUGGAAGUGUACGAGACGUCACGUGGCAUGCUCGCGAUCGCCCUGCCCGGGACGUUCCCGAAUCUGGGCCGUUUCAAGAUCCAACUGAUUGGGUUCUUCAUGAUGUCGUUUUUCAUGUUUGUGGUAAGUGUGAAAUACAACGCCAUGAAGAAUAACAUAGACUUGUUCGCUCUGCUGUAUGGGCUCGCGUUUUCUUUCACUAACUCCAGGCCGAACAGCACGACGUUCUUGCUGCCGACAGAGCUGUUUCCGACGCGGGUGAGGUCCACGUGUCACGUGCUGAGCGUGGCAAAAGCCGACGCGAUUGUGGCGGCUUUCGGCCUACAGAAUUUCACGCAAGGUGAGGACACGGGGAAGAUAAAGAAAGACGAUGAAGAUACUGGCGGUGACCAACUUAAAGGGCGGUCUCUUGAGGAAAUCUCCGGAGAGGACGGGAAAGAAGCCGAACCCACUCUAUCGCCAAACGCCAGUGGGGUCACUCGCGAGCAGGGAUCUCACUCCGAGACUUUGGCCAAGGAUUGA
Molecule: messenger RNA, 2898 nt
Organism: Neltuma alba
Lineage: Eukaryota; Viridiplantae; Streptophyta; Magnoliopsida; Fabales; Fabaceae
Product: cation/H(+) antiporter 4-like
Exons: 4
Coding region: 1-2898 (965 amino acids)
Biological process (GO): proton transmembrane transport; regulation of pH
Cellular component (GO): membrane; endomembrane system
Molecular function (GO): antiporter activity
Source: RefSeq, a predicted model, not a curated record